CGAAGGCGACGACGCUCGCUCUCGACUCGAGAAGCGUGAACAACAAACAUCGAAAUAUGGAAAAACAGAAUCACCGCUGGCUCCUUCGAAUCAUUUGUCUUCCGAGCUCGGAACGGCAAGCAUCGUUUUGCGUGGUGCUCGAUUUCAGAUUCUGAGAUUCUGUGGUCAAGAGUUUGGUUGGUGUUCUUUGGUGAAAGCUGUGCGUGUUAUAAGGGUUCGUUCGCGAUCCGUUCGAAGUUCUGAAUAGUUGCGUUCUACAGGUUGAUCUAGAAAUCUGACGAUCCAGUGAAGACUACAUAGACUGUUGCGGGUCCCAAGGUGGACUUAUAUGCUCGCAACUCAUACCCCAGGCGCCGUCGGAUUACUGCUCCUAAUUGCGCGCGCGAAGAAAGCGGCGAUUGAUUCAAAAUAAAUAAUAAACUUCAUUUGGUUCGGGAUGAAACAGAACUGCGAUCGGUGUCUGUGCAAAGUGCGAUCGAGUUGCCCUCACAGGAAGCUCCCAGUGGAAAUGUUUUGCUUAUUAAUGUAAUUUCGAGUGAUUUAAUUCAGCGCCAACGUGUGUGCGGAUUGACCGGGUUUGGCGACGACGUUGCGGUUAGUGAUGAAGUUCAAAACUGAAGAAAUCUGAAAACAGUAUCAUUAAAUAGCAUUGUGGAGUUCCGUUCCAGUAGUGACCAGAUCUAUGCAAAGAUAAGCAACGGAUUUGAAACACUUUUAAUCGAUCUUGCCGGAAAGACGGGAAGCCAAAAGGGAGAAAAACGAAUCAAAACAAUUUAUGCCAUGGUUGAUGUUAUAAUUUGCUAUUUAUUGAGAAACAUAAAUAAAGCAAAUUGAAAUUUGAAAUCAUAAUCGACUGGCUAGGAUACUUUUUCAUCUGGAAGUGAAAAACGACUGUCCUAAUGGGAAAUCUCAGCUGAAUAGUGGUGGAAAAGCUGAUGUUAAAUUUCAGAAAUUAUGAUCGGAAGCAUGAUUGAUUAGCGACUCACGUGUUGGCUACUAAUAGUGUUUGAAAUUUCAAACGGAUAUUUAUGUACGACGUGGAAGAACUAAGCGAAGCUAAGGCGAUAUUCAUCCAAGGCAGUUGUUUGGUGUGAAAAGUGAUUUGUUUUUGGAACAAGUUGUGUGAUUUGGUGUGAAUCAUUUCCAAUUGGGAGGUCAUCGUUUAAAUACUUCGCUGGAUCAGAUAUACAAAAAAGAUGAAUCUGACGAUGAAGCUGCUGAUACUGUUCUCAUUCCUGCUGAGCCACUCGUCUGGCCACCGGAUACAACUGUCCGACUCGAUUCUGGACAUCAUCAAUACCCGCCACGUGGAACGGAUCAUGGCAGAGCGGCGGAUGAACUCGUCGUCGUCGUCGUCAUCGUCCUCGGGGACGCGGGGGGAGGACAAACGCUACACCAUGGUGCAGCAGAACGAACUGAUCGACGACGACGCAACCGAGGACAGCAGCACCGGCGAUCUCACGUCGUACCAAACGCCCGAGGUGGCGAUUGAUUUCGACUUCAAUGGACGGCGGCAGUCUGGCGGAUCGACGGUCCCAUCGUACAACAACGAAAGCGGCUUUCAGUACCAUCCAACGGGAUCCGCCCCCAACGCGGAUAUUUUGGCCGACCUGCAGGCGUACCGGGGAGACAAGUUGCUCAAGUCGAGCAAGAACGCCCUGGUGGUGACGCGCAAAGAGUACCUCAAGAAGGACUGGUGCAAGACGGAACCGCUGGUGCAGCGGAUUCGGGAGGAGGGAUGCCUCAGCCGGACGAUCAUCAAUCGAUUUUGCUACGGGCAGUGCAAUUCGUUCUACAUUCCAAAGUCGCCGAAACGUAGGCGUCAUGGGGGCGGUGGCGGUGGCGGAGGCGGACGAAAUGGCCACGGUCAUGGCGGUGGUGGUCACGGGCAUCACGGUGGACGUGCGCGGGAGGUCGAUCUGGACUUUGAAGACGAAGACCUGACCGGGCCGGCGUUUCGCUCGUGCGCCUUCUGCAAGCCCAAAAAGUUCACCUGGAUCACGGUGACGCUGCGGUGUCCCUCGUUGGUGCCCCAGUUGCGACGGAAGCGCAUCCAACGCAUCAAGCAGUGCAAAUGCAUUGCGGAGCCGUUGAAUUAGAGCAGUUUGAUUGUAUUAUUAUUGGUUGGUUGUGUAGUCGGCGCUGCUGCCGUUGCUGCUGCUGCUGCUGGUGGCGAUGAUGGGUGAUGAGACGUGAAAGUGUGGGUACCUAAUAUGUAAAUGUGUAUUUCUGUGUGGGUGCGGAUGAUUGAGCGCUCUUUCCGCCUUGCACUUGGCGACCUGGCGAGGAAGCGCGCGCUCGAAACAAACCAGGAAUGAGAGUAGGCUUUAUUUUGUUUUAAGUUUUUUUUUUCACUUUUAAUUAUAUUUAAUAGGUCUGUUUUGUUUUAAGAAAUUUGUAGUGCAGGAACACCAUGUGCGUGUGUGUGUGCUUGAAGUUGCGAUUCCCGUUUUGGCGUAGUGUCACCCCGUCAGACGGUGAUGACACGGUGGUGCACGGUGAUUUAUUCUGCACUUGAAACUGGAAACGGAACUUCUGCCGCCGUAGGAUUUGUUCCAUUCAGUCGGUAAGCCAGACGCAUACGUAUCUAUUAUUUCCGUUCUGGUAUGCAAAUCACGUUUCUGAGAUUGUUCAACUGUCAUCUGGAGACUUGGGGAUGUUGCUGAGGUGUUGUGUCGGUGUUUGGGUGCUUUCAUCCCACGUGGCUGUAGUGUCGACAACGUGGUGAAGUGUAAAUUAAUGGUAAUUUUUGCUUGCUUGCACAGUUCUGCGUAGUUUUUGCAUUUGGUUCGUUCAUUAGCUGCACAUGUUUUCUUCAGUGGAGACGAUUUCUAGAUUGGCAGAGGUUUAUGUGUCCAAAAGGCGUAAAGCACAUAUUAUUUAGUAAUGGGACACUUCAAUUAGGCCACAGCAUUA
Messenger RNA from Aedes albopictus (Asian tiger mosquito), 2916 nucleotides. RefSeq lists its product as uncharacterized. The transcript has 2 exons. Gene Ontology annotation, biological process: animal organ morphogenesis. NCBI's taxonomy places the organism in Eukaryota, Metazoa, Arthropoda, Insecta, Diptera, Culicidae. The record is from RefSeq and is a predicted model, not a curated record. Bases 1197 to 2099 code for a protein of 300 amino acids. Gene Ontology annotation, molecular function: receptor ligand activity; BMP binding.